This is a messenger RNA of Saccoglossus kowalevskii, 1453 nucleotides long. RefSeq lists its product as uncharacterized. The record is from RefSeq and is a predicted model, not a curated record. Lineage: Eukaryota; Metazoa; Hemichordata; Enteropneusta; Harrimaniidae.
CUGAGUCGUGCAUUGAAUUAUCAAAGUACGAUCCUGAGUUACGAGAAAUGCGGGAUAACCUUCUCAAGGCCAUAGCAGCUAAACAGUUAGAUGAAAAGUAUCGUUCUUAUAAACUAGCUUCUAAUAUAGCAAAAACAAUCCUGACUAAUUUUGUAAGGCCACGAAAAUGUUAUGAGGAGUAUUUCGAAAGAUGUGAAAACCUCAUACACACUCAUUUGGAUCCGUAUGGAUAUGUUGAUGAGAAAUCGCCAAAGAAAGAACCAAUACAAAGCGAUGAAUAUGAGGCAGAUCUUGCCGAUGCUACAGAGUGUGUUAGUCUCGGUAAACAUGUGGCAGUAGUACAUCCAAGUAGGGCUACACAUGAGACACCACUGUUACAAAAUAAAGAGAUUCAAACCAACCAAGAAAUGUCCAAUCAACUGAAUGACGGUAGUGCCCGGAUGCGCAACCAAGCCACACGUGGUCGCACAACAUCUUACGAAGAGACAGGUGAACCUAAGAAGCACCACCCAUGCGAUCCUAAUAUAGCAGACUUGUUAGUGAAAAACAACGAUGUCGCUGAAAGCUUGGCUGGCCAGGAGGGUAUGAAACAGAGAAUUGUGCUCAGUAUCAACCAUCAUCGGUCCAUUGAUGCUGAGCAACAGAAUCAAAGUGACAUACGAGAGCAACAAUUAAUAGUGAACGCUGAUGUUAAAGGAAUAGAGUGCAUGGCGCAAGGACUUAGUGAGAAUGUAACAGGUCAGCCGCUACACCCAUCAGUCGAGUUAUCUAAAUCAAAAGUCAAUGAAAGGCAGAUUUUCCCCUCACCUGCUCACUCUGGAAACGCGGAUGAUUCUGAGAUACCCACACCUGCCGCUAAGGUUGGACCCACACUAAAUAGAUCUGAAAAACAAAGUAAUAGUCAUACAGCCAAACUACCGAUUCAUACGUCUACAACGCCUGCUAUGGCCAGUGGUUCCUUAAAGAGAAACCCUGCCAGUCCAAGCAACACCAAUGUAAAGCACCAUGAUUUCAUAAAAGGCUGCGAGGAUGAUAAUGGCGAAUAAAAAGCGUUCUUUCAAACAUCAAAUCCAUGCCAUGCCAGCAAGACGGUACGGACUACACAUACGUAUCCUUUUGUGUGUGUAACAACGACUAAGAAGUGUGCUACCAAAAAAAAAAUUAAAUUGAGAACAAUUUACCACUGAUUUUUAAAUUCCAACAUUCUUUGGUUGUCCCCAGUACUAUAGAGCUCUCGUGUACCAAUUUGAUUAUGAGCGAAAUGUUAACCAAGUAUUUAAUAUUUUCACGUUAUGUUUUCGUAAAAUUAUUGUUAGCUUUUUCCUCAAUUGCCAAGAGAAAAAAAAAUGUAUCUAAUGUAGAUGCCUACUAACAAUUCAGCCAUUGCUUCAUUCAAACACUGCCAUAACCUGAUAACGGCCACCGACCUAAAAUAAGUACCCUUAUGCCAAGG